AUGGUAGACUGCAGAACUGUGGAGCAAGAUGUUAAUGAAUGUAGCUUGAAGCCUGCUAUUUGCACUGGUAUCGCGACAUGUGUAAACACACUUGGUUCUUUCCUAUGCCAAUGCCCGGCGGGAUUUAGGAGCGUUGGCACUGGCUGUCGAGAGUUUGAUGAAUGCGACAAACGGAACUUCACGUGCAGCAUUGAUGCUCACUGCACAAUUGAGAAUGGAACAGUCCCAUGUGUUUGCAAGCCUGGAUUUACUGGAGAUGGAUUUUCCUGUACAGACAUCAAUGAGUGUUUUCUGCCCUCACCACCCUGUGACUAUAAAAGGUGCAUCAAUGAGGUGGGAAAAUAUUCAUGCUGCCAACUCGGGUAUAGAGCCAAUAGGACAAUUCCAGGGAUCGAAGAAUGUACAAUACAAGCAUGCCCAUCCGUGAGUAGUCUCAGAGGCACCGUCACCGACAUAACCCCUUUGUUGAAGAGAUUGGCCUGCCUUCCGGGCUUGGAAUUCCCGCCUGGCACACCAACACUGCAGUACUGUGACGGUCAAAGCUUGUGGCCAAUUUGUGAGGAUAUUAAUGAAUGUAAUCUGAAGACCCACAACUGCAAUAGCCAGUCAGCAACAUGUGCUAAUAUCUAUGGGUCCUAUGAACAUGGGUUCCACCUCUCGAAGCAGGAGUUCAGGGACGGCCUUGCCUUGCGGUAUGACUGGCCUCUCCUCGAUGUCCCCACGAAGUGUGCCUUCGGAGUUCUGUUCUCCACUGCUCAUGCCAUGUGUUGCCCCCGGGGUGGCUUCCCUACAAUCCGCCAUAACGAAGUCCGUGACAUGGUAGGGGAGCUGCUCACGGAGGUCUGCCACGCAGUGGCAAUCGAGCCUCAGCUAGCCCCGCUCUCUGGAGAGGUGUUUACGGCUGCAUCGACAAACACCGCCGAGGAUGCCCGCGCUGAUGUCCGUGCCCGUGGCUUCUGGACCCGAGCACAGGAUGCUUUCUUUGAUGUACGCGUCUUCCAUCCUGAUGCGGCGUCCUACUCAGCCCAACCACUGGAUGCCCUACUGCUUCAGCACGAGCGCCAGAAGAAGCUGCAGUAUGGAGAGCGAAUCCUCAUUGUGGAUCGUGGCACAUUCAGCCCGCUGGUGUUGUCAACUUCUGGUGUUGCCGCCCCUGAAUGCGAAAUGUUCCUUAAGCGCCUCUGUGGCUUGCUUGCCAGGGCUGAUUCCAGCAUGCCCUAUGCACACCAUGUUGCAUAUGUGCGCUGCAGGCUGUCUUUCGCGCUGCUCCGGUCCGCUGUCAUGUGUGUUCGUGGGUCUCGGUCGGCAUACCAUCGUCCAGAACUUAAUGAAUGCGAAAAGCGGAAUUUUACAUGCAGCAGUGAUGCUCACUGUACUAAUCAGACUGGGACAUUCUCAUGUGUUUGCAAGCCUGGAUUUAUUGGAGAUGGAUUUUCCUGUACAGAUAUUAAUGAAUGUAAUCUGAAGACCCACAACUGCAGUAGCCAGUCAGCAACAUGUGCUAAUAACUAUGGGUCCUAUGUAUGCGAGUGCCGUCCAGGGUUUAAAACCUGGAAUGGCACUGACUGUCAAGAACUUAAUGAAUGCGAAAAGCGGAAUUUUGCAUGCAGCAGUGAUGCUCACUGUACUAAUCAGACUGGGACAUUCUCAUGUGUUUGCAAGCCUGGAUUUACUGGAGAUGGAUUUUCUUGUACAGAUCUGAAGACACCUGGCAGACUGAACUCGACGAACUUGGUGGCUGCCAUUGCCGGAUCUAUCGCUGCCGCUGUAAUUGUACUUAUUGUGGUGGCCUUCGUAGUACUGCGACGUCGCUCGCGGAGAUCUGGCAACGCGGAGUGGAGAAAGCCAUUAGCGCCGCUCACGGGAAUGCUCAGCACGUCCAUGCUCCUAAGGUCCAGAAUGUCUCCCGUGCAGAGCGAGCGACCGCGCGCAACGUCCGACACUAGAACCAUCGUACAGCGGCCGCCGUGUCAGGAGGCAGCCUGCUCCCUGACCAGCGAAUACACCAGCGGAUACGUCAGCAAAAACGCCUGGGACCGGGGACCAUCGUGCGGCGAUGAUGAGUCCAGCUCCGAGACCAGCAGGUACGCCAGCAAAGCCGCCCAAGAAAAGAAAUCAUGCGAGGAGGAGGAGAACUUCGACGAGACCAACAGAUACGCCAGCCCUAAACUGAUUAGAAAAGAAUACUCGUGUUAGAGUUCCAUGUUACUUGCAGAAUGUACGUAGAGAGUAGACAAAAAUGAUUUCACCCCCCCACCCCCCACACACACUCAAACAAGCAGAUGCACUCCCUCGGCCCGUGUAUGCACAUGCUUGUUGGCCGCGCCAUUGCAUUCACUUGAACACCAUGCAUGACGUCACGCAAGCGCCUACUUACUAGUACUGGUCAUCAGUAGCUAGUGGCCAGUGAGUUUGGCUGAAUACUGUCCAGACCUGCAGCUCUGCUUUGCUCUGAUAAUGUGUAUGCCGAGUUGACCUCUGCUGAUGGCCUUCUACCUACCAAAAUGAUCUAUCAUAAUAAUAGCAAGCCAUAACCAUUUUUAUUUAUUUAUGUACCCUUGAUAAGUAUGAGAAGUCUCCGUCUUUUUUAAAUCCAUUUAGUGUUGCAGCUCUGUUUUAGUCUGAUA
Molecule: messenger RNA, 2627 nt
Organism: Sycon ciliatum
Lineage: Eukaryota; Metazoa; Porifera; Calcarea; Leucosolenida; Sycettidae
Product: fibrillin-3-like
Exons: 11
Coding region: 1-2196 (731 amino acids)
Molecular function (GO): calcium ion binding
Source: RefSeq, a predicted model, not a curated record